Cyprinodon tularosa is the source of this 2569-nucleotide messenger RNA. It is a transcript of the gene tasp1, whose product is annotated as taspase, threonine aspartase, 1. NCBI's taxonomy places the organism in Eukaryota, Metazoa, Chordata, Actinopteri, Cyprinodontiformes, Cyprinodontidae. The coding region runs from base 324 to 1562 and encodes 412 amino acids. Gene Ontology annotation, molecular function: threonine-type endopeptidase activity. Gene Ontology annotation, biological process: protein maturation. The record is from RefSeq and is a predicted model, not a curated record. The transcript is spliced from 14 exons.
CGGGAACCCGGAAGUACUUCAGCCUACUUCAGCUAACUAGCUUUGGUUUGUUGUGGGACCAAAAAAAAAAAGUCUGAAAAGAAAGUUUCUUAAUGAAAUGAUGAGAAGAGGCUACUGUUCGGGUGUUUAUGCUCAUUGUCUGGUAAACUGAAGGGUAGGAACCAGCUGUCUCGCAGAUAUGAGAGGAGGAAGAACUGUAAGUCGGAAGGAUCUUGUUGUUGUGUUAGCAAGCUUUUGGCUAACUCGCUACAGUAUGCUUCAGAAAUGAUUCUGUUAAGGCUCCGUGACAGAAAAUGGUAGGCUUGUGAAGUUAUGUCGAGGUUAUGGAAAGUUCAAUUAAUUGUGCUGAAGAGCAGCAGCCUUCAUCUGUGACCACCAACUCCCAACAGGAAGCUUGCAGGAGUCAAAUGCUAAAAUGUUCUGGUGGAUUUGUUCUGGUGCAUGCUGGAGCAGGAUACCACUCUGAAUCUAAGGCAAAGGAGUAUAAACAUGUGUGUAAAAGAGCCUGCCAGCGGGCUGUGGACCAGCUGAGAGCAGGGGCACUUGCUAUGGAGGCCGUGACCGCUGCGCUUGUAGAACUAGAGGAUUCUCCUUUUACAAACGCUGGCAUGGGCUCCAACCUGAAUCUGUCGGGGGAAAUUGAGUGCGAUGCAAGCAUCAUGGAUGGGAAGUCGCUUCAUUUUGGUGCAGUCGGAGCCAUUAGUGGGAUAAAAAACCCAGUUUUAGUUGCAAACUGUCUCCUGAUUGAAGCACAGAAGGGGAAGCUCUCAGCGGGCAGAAUACCACCCUGCUUUUUGGUGGGGCGAGGGGCCCAUGAUUGGGCAGUAAGCCACGGAAUACCUCCAUGUCCUUCGGAGAAUAUGGCAACAAAGUUCAGUUUAUCUGCAUACAAGAGGAAUAAGCGAAGGAUGGAGCUGGCAGAGAAAAUGGAUGCAGGACAAAACCAGACAAAGAAGAGACGACAAUCGAGUGAAAACGAAAACGGUUCAGGGUGCCUUGACACAGUUGGAGCUGUUGUGAUCGACUCAGAAGGGAAUGUGGCUGCAGCUGUGUCCAGCGGAGGCCUAGCAAUGAAACAUCCCGGCAGGGUUGGCCAGGCUGCUCAUUAUGGAUGUGGCUGCUGGGCUGAAAACUCCUUUAACAUGAACUCUUACUCUACAGCAGUGAGUACCUCAGGGUGUGGAGAGCAUCUGAUUCGCACCAUGCUGGCUCGGGAAUGCUCCGCUGCCAUGCAGUCUGAAGAUGCCCACCAAGCACUGCUGGAGGCUAUGCAAAACAAGUUCAUCAGCUCACCGUUUUUGGCCAGUGAAGACCGUGUUCUGGGUGGAGUUAUUGUCUUGAGAUGCUGCAGAAACGUGGAAGCACAGCCAUCUUCUAAUGUUCAAAGUGCAAUGGUGGAGUUCCUAUGGAGUCACACCACAGAGAGCAUGUGUGUUGGCUACAUGUCUGCCCUAGACAGCAAAGCAAAGACCCACAUAUCCAGAUUGCCUCCUGGAACUGUUCCUGGCCAGUCACUGGCGAUCGAGGGCGGGGUGUGUAGGCUGAUGGGGGUACUGGAUUGAACCCCCUUUCCUCACCCCUCUCUAUGUUCUUCUGGGCUUCCUUAGCAAUACUCCUAUACAAACUCAAAAAAUGCACACAGCCAUGAGCUCACUCACAUGUACAGAACCCCCAACUACCCACAACCUUUGCAAUGCCAGAGAUAAUAAGCUUUCAUUGUUUGAACAGGUGUUCAGGAAGAAGUGAGAAGCAUUAGCUAAUACUUAGUGCACUUAUAGGACUUCCCUUUGCAUACUGGAAGCCACUGCCGGCCUUCAGUGUGCACUCUAUGCCAGUUUACCCUCUAAGCUCUCCAGUGUAACCUGGAUUAAACUUGAUACGUCAUUACGGUGACUUAACAUUACUUUUCUUUAUUACUUUUUCCCAGUUAAACAAUACAUCCUUCCUUUUGUACAUAAUCUAUAAUCCAUGGAAACAGGGUGGAUGUUGUGUUGCUAAAGAGAUGCGACUAUUUUAACAUUUUUAGCAUUUUCAAAUCAAAGAGCUUUUCUUGUUUUCUGUUUGAAAAGGCAGUGGAUAAAAUAUUUGAAAUUCCUCUUUUUGGAGUGUCUGCUACUCAAGACUUUGGCUUGUAUGAUUUAGAGCUUUUUACCAGUAAUAAUGAAAAUACAAGAUAUUUAGCCACUUUAAUCAGCCUGAAUAGUCUUGGUAGUACUUCAGCCUUAUUUGCAUUUUAGCAUGAUGUCAAUAUUCUGUUUGGUCGUUUUUUUUUGUUUUUUGUUUUUUAUGAUAGCCAUUUCAGAAAUUCAACGGUUUAAUUAUUUUAUGAAAUGUGAUUAAAUAAAACUUUACAGUAAGUAACUCUCCUACCUGGAUGGUAAAUAGUUGAUCUAUAAGGAGGAAACUGUGUUCUUACACAGUGAUGACUGUUACAUAUCAUUUACCAAUCACAUGUUAGUUUCCUCAGUUCCAAUGGCAAUGAAGCUGCAUUUUCUUGCUGAAAGAAUCCAGCUAAAAAAAACAAAUGUAUAAAUCAAGCCCAUAAAAUGGUGCUGUUGUACUUGAAAAA